AUGGUUUCCAGAAUUUUUAUCACAUGGAUUCAGUUUUUGUACAAGACUAUAGAACCAUUAUGGAAAAGGAUGUUCCCAUCAAAAAGCCUGAUACGUGAACAUUUACCUGCCACAUUUAGAUCAUUCAAAAAUGUGCGGGUAAUUAUCGACUGUUUUGAGAUAUUUGUGCAAUCUUCAAGUGACUUCGCAGAACAAGGAAAUAUGUAUUCAUCAUAUAAAAACCAUACAACUUUAAAAUGUUUGGUCGGCAUUGCCCCCACUGGUGCAAUUACGUUUUUAUCGGAUGUAUACGAAGGGAGCAAAAGUGACAGGGAUAUUGUAAUCUCCUCAAAGUUUGCUGAAAUUCUGGAACCAGGGGAUUUAGUAAUAGCUGACAGGGGAUUCCUUAUUAAAGACAUUUUGCAGAAAAACAAAGUCGAAUUGAACAUCCCUCCAUUUUUAGGUGGUAGAGAUAGAUUAACUCCACAAGAAGAAAUACUGACAAAAAGAAUUGCACGUGUGAGAAUACACGUGGAACGUGCGAUUGAACGCAUGAAAAAAUUUAAGAUAAUUGGCACAACUUUGCCAUUAUGCUUCAAACCAAUGGCUACACAGAUUGUAAAAAUAAUAGGCUUUCUUGUUAACUAUCAGGAAUCAUUAGUGAAGUAA
Molecule: messenger RNA, 648 nt
Organism: Ruditapes philippinarum (Manila clam)
Lineage: Eukaryota; Metazoa; Mollusca; Bivalvia; Venerida; Veneridae
Exons: 1
Coding region: 1-648 (215 amino acids)
Source: RefSeq, a predicted model, not a curated record